Molecule: messenger RNA, 588 nt
Organism: Fonsecaea monophora
Lineage: Eukaryota; Fungi; Ascomycota; Eurotiomycetes; Chaetothyriales; Herpotrichiellaceae
Exons: 2
Coding region: 1-588 (195 amino acids)
Source: RefSeq, a predicted model, not a curated record
AUGCGGGGAGCAGUUGUCCUCUCUGAGAGAUUGACGGGAGGAGGAGGAGGGCCUCCAGCAGCAGCGAAGCCAAAAUCCAAACCCAAAGAAAUGGGCAUCGCUGCGGGUGGAAACAUCGAGCAACGGAUCGUGUGUGAUGACUGGCCCGCAGAAACGUGGCACAAGACCGCCACCGUUGCCUUCAAUGUCCAGAUCCUGAACACCAGCGCCUUUGAGAGUGUCACGGGUCUCCCACCCCCAGAAACGCCAAUCAACAUGGAAACCUACGCCGAGCUGGGCCUCCCGUUCUUCAAGCUGUACGAGGAGGAUCUGGGGGAUGUUGUUGUCCACGGGCCACUCGACAAGGUCAAGUCGAUUGGGGAGAUGGAUGGCGUCGAGGACCCCAGCUUCGCCGUCCCGAUCAAGCCGCUCAACGACGACCCAGCGCGUGCGCGCGGCGAAUCCAAGCCCAAGUCUCAGCAAGCCGACGCUGACGGCGUCAAGGCCGGCGACGACAUCUCCAAUCCAGCAGGUCCGUUGAGCGACUUUCGUCCCCGCGCCGAACUAUUGCAAGAGUGCUGGGCGAGCCAGGGUUAUUAUGCACAUUAA